This is a messenger RNA of Drosophila yakuba, 644 nucleotides long. RefSeq names its product macrophage mannose receptor 1. The record is from RefSeq and is a predicted model, not a curated record. The coding region runs from base 36 to 626 and encodes 196 amino acids. NCBI's taxonomy places the organism in Eukaryota, Metazoa, Arthropoda, Insecta, Diptera, Drosophilidae. The transcript has a single exon.
GCCAUCCGUCGGAUUUGAAGUGCAGCGUCUUGAAAAUGCAAAAACUGGCAGUAGUUCUGUUCUACGUGAUCAUCACCGGAUGUCCCCAUGGAUUUGAGGCUAUUUCCCCAAACUGCACGACACCAGGAAGACUUCACAAGGAGUUUGAGGAAAUGUGCCAACGUCCUUGCUUACGUAUCGCAGCGCCACUCACGCCCUACGUGCAACAGUUACAGGACGAACUGAAGUGGCGUAAGAUGUAUCCAGGAUUCGAGAAGUAUGAACACAGACUCUUCUACGUCGAGCAGGCAGAACUUGUGAGCUGGGCCGAGGCCAUUGCAGUUUGCCACAAAAAGGGGGCACAACUAGCCGAAUUCGAGGACGACGAGGAGUUCCAGGCGGUUUUGAAAAAAUCAACCCCCAGGGGCACCUACUGGGUGGGCAUCACCGAGGGCAAGGACGGUGGGUUCACAUCCGAGGACACCAAGCAGCCAGCCCGCUUCUUAAAUUGGGUAUAUGGCCAACCCAUAAAACUAAAGGACCCCGCUUGCGUUGCAACAAGGUCUGGAAAGGGAAUAUUUACGCAUCCUUGCCAACUCAUAAAUAACUAUAUUUGUAGGGUGGAGUUACCUUUAAAAAAUAAAUAAUAUAUUUACAAGUUGUAA